Molecule: messenger RNA, 8083 nt
Organism: Oryzias latipes (Japanese medaka)
Lineage: Eukaryota; Metazoa; Chordata; Actinopteri; Beloniformes; Adrianichthyidae
Gene: frmpd3
Product: FERM and PDZ domain containing 3
Cellular component (GO): cytoskeleton
Molecular function (GO): protein binding
Source: RefSeq, a predicted model, not a curated record
ACGCUCAUGCAUCUGCCGCGCUCUCCCCGUCUCUCAUACAGCCUCAGCAUCUCGCAACUACUGGCAGUGAUAACAGUGAGGAAAUACACUCUGAUUUUGUGCACAGAGGAGCCAGGACUGGCAUGCUCACCCUCACACACGUGCAUAGGGAGAGAACGCACAGUUAGUCCAGCUGUAGCCUGUCCACUGACUGCAGUCAGACAUGUAGGAGGAGGAGCUGAUCAGCUCGCCAUUCCAUCUCUGUUUCACCCCUUCAAGCACCUCCCAUCCCCCCUGAAAGCUCUGCGGCUGCCGAGGGGCUGGCUGGAAUGACCUGGCAGUUCUCUGAUCUGUAAGACAAAUGCAUGCCCAUAUAGGAGGGCACGGCUGCACAGACCAAGGGUCUUCUACGGGCACAGCUUGAGAGGAAGACCACCACAGAGACACGCAGGUCCACGCACCAGUGUCUGCUGCCCAUGUGUUUUGGCAGUCGCCUGCUAAAGAAGAGGAUCUGUUGUACAAUGUGCAUUCAGAGAUCGUGAAUGACUGCCAAACAGAGAGCCGUCCUUGCACUGCUACGCCGUCCCAUGUUGCUCCCUCCUCUCAGGGGAUGGCCAAGGUCCAGGAUGGACACACAAAUGGAUGUGACAGCACUGCCAUGUUAGAGGACAGCCGGGAUGGAGUGGACUGUGGAACCCUAAGUCCUGCCUCAGCUCGACAGGUCACUAUCCAACGGCAUCCAACUCAAGGCUUUGGCUUCAUCGCAGGCAGCCAGAGGCCGGUUAUUGUACGCUCCGUCUUUGCUGACGGCCCGUCUUUUGGCAAACUUCUCCCCGGAGACCAGAUCUUGGCCAUUAACGAAGAGACGGUGAGCGACGCGCCACGAGAGAGAGUCAUAGACCUUGUAAGACACUGUAAAGACACUAUAGUUCUCACUGUGCUGCAGCCCCAUCAGUCACCCAAGUCUGCCUUCAUAAGUGCAGCCAAAAAAGCCCGCCUGCGAACCAACCCGCCUAAAGUGCGCUUUUCAGAGCAAGUGUCCAUCAGCGACCCGGACUCAACAAUGCUCAAGGACGACUCCUUGCUACUUAUACCAAAUGUGCUGAAGGUGUUCUUGGAGAAUGGGCAGAUUAAAUCUUUUACUUUUGACAGCCGCACCACUGUAAGGGAUGUGAUCUCAUCCCUGCAAGACCGCCUCUCACUGCGCUACAUUGAGCACUUCGCCUUGGUGCUGGAGGCAGGUGGUCUAGACCAGAAUCAGAAGCUGAAUCUACUGCAGGACAACCAGCCCCUGACACAUGUGGUUCACAGAACUUAUUUCCAAGGAAUGAAAUGCCUGUUCCGCAUAUGCUACUUCCCCAAGGACCCUGCAGACUUGUUAAGAAGAGACCCUGCUGCAUUUGAGUACCUUUAUAUACAGAGUCGCAAUGAUGUCAUCAAAGAGCGCUUCGGAAUGGACUGGAAAUCUGAUGUCACGUUACGACUCGCCGCGCUCCACAUCUACAUCACAGUGUCUUCCGCAAGGCCCAAUCAGAAGAUUUCCCUCAAGCACGUUGAAAAAGAAUGGGGGCUCGAACCUUUCCUUCCACUGACUCUGCUCCCCACCGUGAAGGAGAAGAAUGUGUGCAAAACCCUGUCUCAGCUGCUGAAGACUUACCAACACCCACCACCAUCAGGCAACAAGGUCCCUCCACUCCAAGGAAAGCUGCAGUAUAUGCGGGUACUCAAUGACCUCCCGCCUUUUGGUGGAAUCCUGUUUCACACUGUUGGACUGGAUGAGAAACAGCCAGCCACAACACUACUGGUGGGACCUCGACAUGGCAUCAGCCAUGUGAUUGACCUGAAAAACAACCUUACUACAGUACUGGCUGAGUUCUGCAGGGUUUCCAAAAUCCAGCUCUAUCGGGAAAGUCAAGGAGUGGCCCGAGUGGAAGUGACAAUUCAUGAGGCAAAGCCUCUGGUCCUGCUAAUGGAAUGGCCCGAUGCCAGUAACUUUGCAUGCCUCAUCUCUGGCUACUACAAGCUGUUUGUGGACCCUAAACGCACCAUUUACUUUAGGAACCCGGGUCAGUCACAGCUGACCAAAGCAGAUUACAGAAGCUCCCACCAUCCCCACCCGCGCUCUGUUGCAUCUGGAUUACAAAGUGGAGGGCGGCGAGGAGACGAGAGGGAAAUUUCACACAGGGAAUCAGGGUGCUCGAGACCCACGGUACCUGCAGAGUCCCAGCAUCUAGGACUGUGUCACGUUCACCUUCGAGAGCAACACCAGUUUCAGAAGAUCCAAACACAGGCCGAGACUGAGUUGGACAUCAAUGAGAACUUUAUUUCUCCAGAACCCCCUGGGCGGCCUCGUACCAAGUCAGAUCCCACGCAGGAGAGCACAGAGGAAACAGCUGUGGUUAUAGAGUGUCCAGUAGUAGAGAAUAAGGAAUUUCGAGCCAGAGCUCAAACAAUGAAUCAGUCCCAAAAAGCUACAAGAUACUUCUGUGACUCCUGUAAGGCCAAACUGAGGGCAGAGGGUCUGUCAAAUGCAGUAAAAAGUGGGAGUUCAGGGAAGCAUUGUUCCAUUGCUUGUGCCUCCCGAGAUGCAGGUGCUGUUGAUCUCACAGCCCUUCCACCCCCUGGGAAUGAAGAAGAAGAGGAGGAGGAGGAGGUGGUAGAUGGGGGCGGAGCAAAGCUCCAACCACCACAACCUGCUAUUGCUGCUCCUCCGCCUGGCUUCAGGGAUAACAGCUCCGAUGAGGAGGAUCCAAAGAGGGGGAGGAAAGCUCGAUCUAGCGCCAGCGUUGGACUUCCCUCUGGAAAAUCUCUCCAUGCCAAUGAAGACGUUCCUGUGACACUGAUUGAUAACGUUGCAACAAGAACAGUCCGAGAUCAUGCACAGGAGCUUGAUGAUGCUCUGGUUUCCACCCUACAGGCCCUUGAAGCUUUGGCAGCCUCUGAAGACUACCCGCAUCACCCUCAGCAACCAACACAGACUGCAGGGUUAAUUGUGUUAGCCGCCAUUACUCCUGAGUCAUCACUGGAUUCAGGUCAUGAGACCAAUUCCUCUGAAUUGACAGAUGUUUCUGAGAUGGUGUCAGCAAUGAAGCAAAACCAGAAUCAAGCCUACUUGCUGGCUCAUCACAUCAACAAGGAGCGUAUUCUUUGUCGCCGGGACUUUCCUCUGGCCAUUCCUGGCUGCACAGCAAAGACCAUCGGGACUGGGGCCUUUUCUGUGGGUCAGAUUCGAGCUGGCUGUCCACCCAAGCAAGUCAUCCUUAGCAAGACUGUUCCCUUUAAAGUUAGCCCCAGUCAAGAUUCAGCAAUACUCAGUGUUUUGGCAGAUCAGGGGGGUAAUCCAAGCAUGACUCAGACUGAGCAAAAAGCAGAGCUGAAAGCUAUUUCUGAGUCAGACAACGCAUCCGCACCUGAGCACCCUUCCAAACCGACCGAGGAAGUUAAAGUGCGUGAUAGUCUGCAGACGACUCAGGUCAGUGUCGAACAAAAGUUACCCAGUUCUCAUAGAGAAACGAUAAGUGAAUAUCCCCCCAAUGGUACAAAAGAAAAAACAGAAGCAUCUUUUGACAAAGACCCCAUAAGCAAAGCCUUACCGAUCAUCUUGCCUGUGAACAGAACUGCCUCUGCCAAGAUUUCUCCCACUAAUAUGUGCCAAGAUGCCAAGACUGCCUCCAGUGAGACCAUGAAGCCUUCAAGCUCUACAGAACUCCUGCCAGUUGAUGAUCUUUUUUGCACGUGUCCAGUGAAACAAGAGUCUGCACCUCAAACAAGGCUAAAGGACCCACACGUUCAGAAGAUAGUGGUGUUUCAGUCCUCCUCCCCAACCGAUGAUGAACGUCUUCAAGCAAAAGGACUCCGACUGGCCAACAGGGAAAAUGCUGCAAGGGGAGGCACUGAUUCUAGCAUAGCAAAACCAAGCCCACAAAUGCAAACCAAGUUCCCCCCUCAUUUACCUGUAAAAGCAGAAAGAAAAGAAGCAGAUGAAAGCAAAACUGAAGCUGCCCAGGGGAAACCCAACCAGGAGCUGCAGAAAUGCCCUAUAAAAUCCUUGCCUAUUUUAGAAGAUCUAAUAACCCCAAACCCUACUGUAGAUAAAGUCUCCACUCUCCCAACUAGAGACUCAAAAAAGCACAGCAGUGUUAAAGGGAAGUCACAGCGCAGUGCCCCUUUCUUAAGCUUUAGGAAUCUUAUUUCUGCAACAUUUCCAGCAAGAAUGCGAAGAGAGACGGAUGAACGAAGGGCCCAGCUGCAGAAGGUUCGUCAGUACGAGUUAGAGUUCUUAGAAGAGCUGCUAAAGCCCAAAUCCUCACAAGGAGAAUUUUUACCACAAGGGUCCUCUCCUGUUCCCUCUGGCACCCCUUGUGCCUGCCAGCUGCGCACCAGUCCAGUCCUCAAGGCUCCGGGGAUCUCAAGGGAGCAGCGACGCAGUUGCGACUGUAAGCGAAUGUGCAGGGGGAUGCGACUACCUGACACACCAGUAGGCACCACAACAGAGGCACAAAACAGAGGCAGGGAGAGAACCGUCUCAAAGACUCCUCCGGCGGUUUCUAAAACCUCCCAUGCCCAAGGCGCCACAGGGAGGUCUCAGACUUUAGAGAUCAAGACCACAAGAAUACGGUCAACAAGUCUUGAGUCAAGAGAGCCAAGGGGAGAUCAGGGUUCCUGCUUGUCCACCAGCACUUCUCAAACUGAUUGCAAGGGAGCACCACAAAACAAGAAGCUCCAGAGAAGAUACAGCAUUGGAGAGCUGGAAAACAGCACUAGCACACCAGUGUACGCUGAGGUGAAGCCAAAAGGCAAAAGUCUGGAGAAAGAGAUGGAGAGAGUGAGGGCCACAGGGAUGAGGCUCCCCACUCCAGUAGAGCCAGUCCACGCUCAGUCUCACCAGGUGGAAGGGAAAGGGAAAAAGACAGUGUUUUUCAUUCAGGGAGAAGAGCUGCUGUGUGAAGGCAAAGAAGGCAAAGUAGGGACUGGAGAGGUGCUGCUGACACUGCCUAGUGAAGACAGUGAUGACAAAGACAAAUGCUGCUCAUUCUGUUUCUGCUACAGAAAGUGUGAGGCAGCAGAUGAAAGCAGUGAGAAAGAUGAACUCUCUUAUUCAAUACCGCUUCAAGUCCUCCCAGGCAUGGAUGUGGAUUCACGCACCUUUCCUGUUGUGAGCAAAACUCUCCAGGUUCUCAAUGCUGAGGAUUGCAGCGGGGAAGAGGAGGAGAUUGAAGAGGAAGAACCCCAGACACAGGACAUUGACCUGCGAUCCUGUGGAACGCUCGAAGGAAGCCUCGCACGGGUGAAGGCCCUGCAGGGAAAAACUUUCAGCUUGCCGGAUGGUUUCCUAAAUGCCCAGCUUGAUGCCAAUGAGUUGCUAGCUAUCCUACGACAGUGCGCCAGCAGCCCACAAGCAGAGGGCGAGGCUCGUCUUCAGUCUUCACGGAUCGCAGAGUACAAACAGGAGUUGGCGGUGCGCUUCAAAGAAUUCCGAGCCUCGUGCCGGAGAGUGGCAAGUGUGGAAAAAAGCCCCACUCGAAUGCUUGCCGCGGUCUCAGCUAGCUUUCAGGUGCUGUGUGAACUGACUCAGACCUUCAUCAAAUUGGUUCGAGGGGUUCGUUCAGAAGCCCAAAGGCUCCAGCUGCUAAGGAAAGUCGAAGAGGUAGCUAUAAAUUACACGUUGCUUCUGCGGGCCGCAGAGGAGUCCAUGGGACACUCGAGCAGCUUGCCGACAAAGACAAUGAGCCCUGAAGUUUCCUCUAACAUCAACAACAUGAGCUCACUCACACGGCCCAUCAAAACUUUACCUGCCCAGUAAAAAAUCAAUCCGGGAGGAUCGUAAUCAGAACAGUCCAGAAACGCAGAUGGCUAUUUUAUCCAAAUUCAUGAUUUAUUUAUUGUUUACAAUUUUUACGAAAUGUUCAACGAAUCAUCCUCGGAAAAAACUGCAAUGCAACUGUUUCAUCCCAUGUUUACAGGCCCUGAGGUAGCCUUUGAUGAAUAAAGAUACAUCUAACUAAUGCACAAAAGAGUAAGAACCCUAUAACAAACUGGGUGAUACAGGGCUAAUCAUUUCAUAUCAAUAUUUAACACACACAUGAGUUCAUAUAGUAAAGUAUUUUACAAGUAAUGUAUAUUUGAGUUGUGUAUACUUAGCAAAUAAUAUAAAGUUUUGUGAAGAAAACAAGUGAAGAGUAUAUUUCAAAUGUAUUAAGACAACUAUAAAAUCACAAUACAACAGAAAUAAAUGUAUGCUGUGGGCAGAAAUGUUCCAGUAGCGACUUCUAUAGACCGCAUAGUCCAAAGGGUUCAGUUGGUUAGAUGGUGAUGUGUUUGUUUGUGGAAUUUGCUAAUUGUUGUGACCCAAAAUUGAUCUCCUCCGGUCGAGUUAAACAGCCUCUGACGUAUAUAUACAUUAGCUGAGAAGUCAAAGACAAAUUUUGAAGAAGAAAACCACUGCAGGACAAGUGUGAUGGGGGGUUUUGCUGACUGGCAAAUGCCCAUUCCUACUAAAAGUACAGAUGCAAAACACACCUGCUCAGUACAGACAAUGUAGCAGAAACCCAAAUGAUAGUCUUAUCCACAAUAAGGCACUGAGUUUAGUUACCUCAGUCAGCUUUAGAGAAGGAAAAUCCACUAUGUAAUCAAUGCCACAAAAAAUGUAUUUCACCAAACCUCUAAUCUAUAGUUUACCUGCAUCUAACUUGUUGUAAAUCAUAUUUUUUAAUGUUGAUAAAAGUGAACAAGUUUGUAACUAAGAUUUUGCACAACCUCUGAAGUAGUUCUGGAGUUAAAAAGUAUCUUUUUUAUUUAAAGUUUAAGUCUGUACUUUGUUUUUCUUUUUCUGAAAACCUCACUUGAAUAGACAUUAUUAGUCUUUUAAACAUUUUCUCCUCAGAGUCUUGAUUCAUUUGAAAAGAAAAGGGAAAAAAUCAUUUGGGUUAUCUGAAACUUAAGCAAAUUUGCUUUCUAUGUGCUGUUACACAUUGUGCAAUUUAGCAAAUAUUUAAGACACACAUAAAGUAGUUUUUUAUGUAUUUUAAUAAAACUAACACAUCAAUCUUCUAUGAGUCUCAAACCUUUUGUUAUUCCUGAAAAUGAUUCUUCUUGCUGUGCCAGCCUAUUGUGUAUACUCUAUGAAAAGCAGCUGUUGUGAAACCAAAUUAGCUGUUACAACUUUGUUGGACUUGUACCAAACAGCUGACAUGCAGCAUUGUUUCUAGGUCUGUAAAUAACUUGCAAUUCUUCAGAAAUCAAUCCAAUUAUACAAAGAGACUAUCGGUCCAAAUAAAACAACAAGUGAAAUCUAGCAGAUUUGUAACACUUUAAGCUUAGUUGCUCUUUUGACUUGGUUUCAGAACAAAUGCAAAGUGUUGCAGGCCCUUCCUUUUAGCUGUGUUAACAUGCAUCUCCAUAAUCAUCAUGUGGUGUGUGUUCCCCCUCUCUUACACUGUGCUGCAUGCUUUCCUUUUCCACUCACAGGGACAGGAACAUUGCAGGUGAUGAUACAUGACGGGUUUUUAGACACAGACGACCAACAGAAAAAUGGCAAUAUGUUCAUGUUUUGCGAAUGGUUUAAGUACGGAAAUGUAAAUUUUACAAUGCAGAUGUAAAUAGAAAUACGAAAGAUUUAGAACAAUGUAGACACUCUUUUAAAAUAAUAAUUACAUUUGGAUUAAUCCAGAACAUAAACUAUUUUGUAAAUAGAAGAGACUGAAACAUAUCUGUGAGGUACAUUAUUUAUAGUAGUUAUGUAACAUAGAAACUAAUAGAAAAAUGUAUAUUUUGAAGACUACAAUAUGAGUACAAGGCAUGGGACAUGUUUAUUUUUAUAUAUAAAUCAGCAAACAGCUUCUUCUCAUCAGCUUUUGGACCUGCAUCCCUAUGAACCCUUUCCGUGGUUGUCAUUGUUUCUGUUGCUUCGCCAAACUGUGUAGAUUAGUCUGUGUUCCAUUUCCACCAUCAAACUCCCCUGCAGUUUGCAGCAUUGUUUCUUUGUGUUCACCUCUUCAUGCUUGUGUUUAUUUACUGUCAAUGAUCUUGUCCUCACUGUGGUCUUCUGUCUGUGUACAAAGUUAACUCUUGUUUUGAGAGCAAUAAAGUCUAUUAUACCAACUUA